AUGAGAGAGCAGAUAGACCUGCUGGCCACUGUCACCGUUUUGGGAGUCCUAGAGCAAGCCUAUCUGGUGCUGCAGGUGAUCUAUGCCCGGCGGAAGUACAAGAUCUCCCCUCCCGAGACAACAGGGCACCCCGAAUUUGAGCGGAUCUUCAGAGCUCAGGCAAAUUGCUCAGAGUACUUCCCAAUCUUCAUCUCGCUCCUCUGGGUUGCUGGAAUCUUCUUCCAUCAAGGUGUGGCUGCAGUGUGUGGGCUGCUGUACCUCUACACCCGCUUCAGGUACUUCCAGGGAUAUGCCGCAGCUGCACAGGAACGGUUAGUACCUGGCCAGCACCACAAACCAACCCAGGGAGGCUGGGGGCAGGAUGCAGUCCCUGGAGCAGGUUUCUUACCU
Messenger RNA from Merops nubicus (carmine bee-eater), 390 nucleotides. RefSeq names its product leukotriene C4 synthase-like. Gene Ontology annotation, cellular component: membrane; nuclear envelope; endoplasmic reticulum. Gene Ontology annotation, biological process: leukotriene biosynthetic process. The record is from RefSeq and is a predicted model, not a curated record. The transcript has 4 exons. Gene Ontology annotation, molecular function: enzyme activator activity; glutathione transferase activity; glutathione peroxidase activity. The annotation marks the transcript as partial. Lineage: Eukaryota; Metazoa; Chordata; Aves; Coraciiformes; Meropidae.